CUCGCCCUCCUUCCAUUCCCCCCUCGCCGCCCCUUCUUGCCCUUUGCCCUCCCCUCGCCUCCUCCACCGGCGGAAUUAAUCCGACACGAGCGAACCCUCAAACACCUCGCCGUCAAACCCUCAACCAUGGGACCGCAUCCAGCCACCGUCCCCUGCUCCCUCCGGUGCGGCGCCGCCGCCGCCGCCGUCCGGCGAUCCGGGUGGGCGCGCAGCGCCGGUUUCCUCGUCCGCGACGGCGGCCGUAGCAACGGAACCGGCGUGAAGCUGUCCUGCGUCGGCCCUACUGCCUGGAGCUACCCCCACAACUUCGACUCAGACUCGGAACCCAUGCCGCCUGGCCGUUGGUGGGGGGAGGCGCUGCUCGAAGAAGACGCCGAGUUUUUUCCUCUUGCCGAUUUCAUCCCAGUCGGACAGGGCAGGAAGGAGCUGGAUGCGAUAUGGCACGCCCUCGUCGCCGGCCCCCUCGAGUCCGUCCAGCUGACCCUGCGUGAGAUCCUGGCCGCCGGCAACCUGUUCCGCUGCCGCAGCUUCCACCUCGGCACCCUCUCAGGUGCUUUGCUGGUCGUUGCUGGGGUUUUCCAACUCUGCAAAACGUCACCCACCCUUUUCGUGGACAUUGUUCUUGGAUCUGUGUUCUACAAGCUAAGCGUUUUAUCCGGACAGUUGCAAAGGGAGGGCAAGUCAUUUAGCAUAUGUGCACGGAUACAGCUAGUCCUUCUGCUUAUUUUGUCUUUCAAGGAUAACGGUGCUUCUCAGGGCUUCUACCGCUUUCUUGUGGAAUCAAUCUGGUUGCUCAACAUUUAUGUGUAUCUCAUAAUGGCCUACGACGCGACCGUCGGCGUGAAGCAUGGCAGACUCGAGUGGCUUGGGGUCUAUAGAAUGCUGCGGACGAAGGGUGGCCUGAUGAAGGUGCUGAAGCAUACCUUUCUUGAUAUUUUGGGAGGGAACAAGAAGCCAGUCUCGAUAAAAAGAAGGCACAGAAAGGGCCAGUAAGGGGGGAUGCAAAUAGGGUUCUCACUUGUGUCAGCUGGUGGCAAUUAGUAGUAGAAUCACUUACCAUAUCUAGGCAAGGUUAAGCUGGUUGGCUCAAUGGGUUCUUCACACCGUACCGUAUGCUUGUGGUGUGGCUUCGCACUGAAGAAGAUAGCCUGUUCUGCGCUUGGAUGGAACGCUGGAGUUACCUUUUGUUGAUACGGUUUCAGCGAAGUCGGUGAACUGAAUCGUGUUUAUAUCGAAUCUUUUUUUGCUGAAGAUGGUGUGUUCUUCUUUGGUUGUAGCAGAAAAGUCUCAAGGUUAAGUGCGAACAGUUGACAGUGAAGUGAUGGGUUAAGAUGGGUCUUUGGCUGUAGCAGAAAAGUCUGAAGGUUAAGUGCAAAAAGAGUUAAGAUGGGCCUAAACUAGAAAAUGUGCCAGGAUUAUCAAAGGACUUCCCAAUCA
Messenger RNA from Triticum aestivum (bread wheat), 1437 nucleotides. RefSeq lists its product as uncharacterized. The transcript is spliced from 5 exons. Bases 127 to 993 code for a protein of 288 amino acids. The record is from RefSeq and is a predicted model, not a curated record. NCBI's taxonomy places the organism in Eukaryota, Viridiplantae, Streptophyta, Magnoliopsida, Poales, Poaceae.